Molecule: messenger RNA, 3219 nt
Organism: Cladophialophora carrionii CBS 160.54
Lineage: Eukaryota; Fungi; Ascomycota; Eurotiomycetes; Chaetothyriales; Herpotrichiellaceae
Exons: 1
Coding region: 1-3219 (1072 amino acids)
Biological process (GO): positive regulation of DNA-templated transcription; protein import into nucleus; mRNA export from nucleus
Cellular component (GO): nuclear pore outer ring
Molecular function (GO): structural constituent of nuclear pore
Source: RefSeq, a predicted model, not a curated record
AUGAAUAGGUUUACGGCGGACUAUUCGUCCAGCGUCAAUUCGACGCCCGGCAAACAACAUCCGUCGAGAGGAUUCCUGUCGUCGAACCCGCCUCAAUUGGCCAGCACAACACCUGUCGCUCCUCCUCCAUCUCAAAUAUUCGGCAGCUCAGCAUUCGGGACAGGUGUCAGCAAGCUGCAGUUCACCAAGCCUACCGAAACUUCUCCACGGUCGAUUCCCGGAUCCCGCCUCCCACCUAGAACUAAGAAUGGCACGCCCAAUAUCGCGCGGGUGAGGCAAGGCUAUGUUACCGGGAAGGCAGUUGAAAAUGAGGAGGAUGGCGAUCAAGCCAUGGAAGAAGAUGCGCAUGACGCAGGGUCCAAUCCAUACUCACCUCGUCGCGGCUUUCAUUCGAUCAAUCAACGGAAUAAUGCGUCUCUGAUGAACUUCAGCACCGCCAGCACCCGGGACGCACGAGUGUCCGCACCGCGCAAAUCAUUUCGCAGCUCUACAAGGCUCUCCGCUCUCCCGCACAAGGGGGACGAGACGGUGGUAUCAAACCUGGCCAGAGAUAUGGGAGCUAGGGCACAACAAGCAUCUCUCACCGAGCCAGACGAGCUGAUCCUUGAGACGGAACAGAUCCUGCGUUCGCUCGAUGAGCAGUCGCAAUAUCUCAAGGACAGCACGAAGGCGCUGGACAUCGUCUCAGAGUACGCUUACGAUCUGAUCAAGGAAUGGCAACGCUUCGUCCAGCCCGACCGACCUUCCCUGGACAGUAAUGACAUUGGUCCACAGCCUACAGCACCUGCGUUUGCAAAGGCAAACUAUCUUGCGUCUUUAAUGCUCGUUCUGCGCCAUCCUCCUCCCUCGAUGGAUGAUACGGUUGCUCCCACUCCUCAGGUCUUGCUCGACUGGCUCGACCAAUAUCACGUCUCGUACGACCAAAUGUACAAAGCGGUCGCCUCCGCGCGGCCUAACUGCACUUCUCACGAGCUCUUCUGGGACGCCGUCCUCAGUCUGACACUCCGGGGAAAGCUCCAACAGGUGAUGCAGCUUUUCGCCGACGCGGAUUUCAAAUAUGCUGCUUCUGCCGCCGACGAUGGACACGAUAGUGACGGGUACAAAGGUGCUCAACUGCAGACGGUCCAGGGCGUCAUCUAUCGGGCUCGGCAACUGCUAAACUCAUGCCCUGCAAUCCAGUUCGGCGACUGGAACGUGGCAGGUCCUGACUGGGACGUCUUCCGCGCCUCCGUCGAAGCCGCGCUCGAAAAUCUCACUGACGAAGCCACCGCGCAAGAUGAUGAAGACAGUUUUGAAGCAGAGAAUUUUGGCCUCCGCAAACCCGAGACUCGCCUGCUCGGUAGACUGGGUCAGAAGUCGUCAAACACUCUCCCCUGGACGAUCUUCCAGAACCUCAAGAUUCUCUACAACAUUCUGCUAGGGUCGGCCGAAGAAAUAUCAGCUCAAUCGCAAGAUUGGCUUGAAGCAACGACAUCUUUGACGAUAUGGUGGGACGGAACUGCCGACUCGACUGCAGUCGCGCAAUGGAGUUUCGAUGUCAGCCGGGCUAAUAAUCCGGCUGUUCAAGACGAAGACUUCAACCCCUACCUUGGGAGACUGAGAGAUUCGUUUCUCUGUGUGACCGCGCCGGAUGAUAAGAAUUCGUUUCAGAUUAACGGGAUGUCGCCUGUCGAGGUUGGGCUAGGCUGCAUCCUGCAAGGGAGUAGCCCAGGCGCGUUGACAGUGUUGAGAACGCUAUCACAAUGCAUAGCUGCUUCGGUGGCUGAGAUUGGCUCCAAAGCAGGCUGGUUAGAAGACGACACCACAUCUCAUCCCGCAGGUCUCAACGAAGAAGACCUCAUGGUCCUCAGCUACGGCGCAUCCAAGGCGGGCGUCUCAAAGGACGAUCUCCUCGUUUCCUACGCCGAAAAGCUGUUCGAGAAAGAUACCCUGCACCUGUCUGACGGAUCCGGCGUCGAGGGAUGGGAAGUUUCCAUCUCCCUCGUCACGCGCCUGGACGACCGAGAAGUUAUGCGGACGACAGUCUCGAACUUCCUCGACCACCUCGAAGUCACAACGCAAGAUCGGGCUGAGAAACUGACCAACCUCUGUUCAGACCUCGGCCUUCAAGACGAGGCUAGAAAGGUUUCCGAUAGAUUCGGCGAUUACCUAGUCAACAACACCGAGGAGUAUGGUACCGCCUUGUUGUGCUACGCACGAAGCCACGCCCGGGAGAAAAUCCACCAGCUCGUUGACGUCCUGGUCAGUUACUCGCUGGUCCAGUCACGCGCGUACCCGCCAGCGAACGAGCUCGACGAUGCCCUGCGCUCUCUUGUGAGCAAUCCCAAAACCGCUCUCGUCGACAUAGCCGAGGUGGACCCCGAAGCCGCCGAGAUGUUGCAGUUCUAUCUCGUCGGGUACGCGUGCAUUCGCCGCUUCUACACACUCCGGGACCAAGACCUUGGAGGCAGCGGGCCCGCGCAGCCAAGUCUCAACUCCAGACCGCUAGCGAGGAAACGCGCGGCCGCAAAGGCGCUCAUCGCAGCGAUAAAUUCCGCGGCCGACUCCAUCUACGGCGGACUUUACGAUCCAGACCGGACGAGCGCGAUCCAGGUCGACGGGCUGCUGAGUCUGCUAGGCGAGGCGACGGCCCUGCUUACCGCCAGUAGUCACUCGGGGGAUGCAAGUCAUGGUGAUAAUCGCGGUCACGCUCGUGCGAGGAGCAGGAUCUUCACCAUCCCGCAGAUCUACGACCUCCUCUCGGCGAUCGAGGACCUCAGCACGGUCUCGGCUCGCGUCUUCGCCGCCACGGAGGAAUGUCUCGCCGCGAGUCUGCGCGAAUACGCGGGCAGCAGACCACCGAGUCCGCGCGCGGUGCUCAAGAAAUCCAUGAGCAGCGGGAGCGGUAGCGGCAGUGGCUUUUCGUACUCUGUCCUCGGGUCCGAGAUGUUGGCGCGAAGCAUGACCACCGACGCCAGCGGGAGCGCCGUCAUGGUCAAAGGCCAGAGUGGCGGUGGCAAAGCCAUGACUCAGGCACGGGGCAUGGAAGACGCCCCAGCCAGGGGAUGGGAUUGGAGAGAGAAGUUCGUCCAACACAGUGAGCAUGGGCCUGGUGGCGGUGACGCGGCGACCGUGACUGGACGGGACAUCCUGACGGUCCUAAGGAUGAGUUUGGCCGAGGAGUUGGCCUGGGCGGAGCUGGAGGAGGAGGAGGAGGAGGGUGAUGCUUCGACCGCUUGA